Molecule: messenger RNA, 1240 nt
Organism: Raphanus sativus (radish)
Lineage: Eukaryota; Viridiplantae; Streptophyta; Magnoliopsida; Brassicales; Brassicaceae
Product: plastid division protein PDV2
Exons: 2
Coding region: 126-1043 (305 amino acids)
Biological process (GO): chloroplast fission
Source: RefSeq, a predicted model, not a curated record
CCACAGUCACGCGUUCUGUUUAACAACAACACACUCCGAUUUUGGCUCUUCCUUCCUUCCCCUCACUCACUACCUUACAAAAACCCUAACCCCCAAUUUUCUCCUUCACUCACAAUCGUUGAAAAAUGGAAGACGAAGAAGGCAUCGGGUUGAUUUUAGCCAGAGCCACCGAGCUCAGACUCAAGAUCAGCGAUUCUAUCGCCAGCUCCAGCACCCCCGUCGGCGGAGACGAGCUUUCUUUUCCCGGAGAAGGAAAGAGAGAUAGGACUAUUCUCAGGAGUCAAGAUAAGGAUUUUGACUCAAUCAGCUCUGGAGAUGUAGAGGAGGAGGAGGAGGAAGAAGAGGUAGCUGAACAGCUUUUGCGUAUACGCGAUGCUCUUGAAUCCCUAGAGUCUCAGCUUGCUUCUUUACAGAAUCAACGGCAAAGGCAACAGUAUGAGAAGCAAGUGGCUCUCUCUGAGAUUGAUCACAGCAGGAAGGUGUUGCUUGAGAAGCUCAAGGAGUACAAAGGGAAAGAACUCGUAGUACUACGCGAGGCUUCGACUUUCGCUGGCGAGAGAGUUGACUAUGAGAACGAUCUUCUCCUUCCUCCUUACCCUGUUCAUCCUCCUCCUCUCUCCCUCGGUUUAGAUAACAACAAUGGCUACUUACCUCAUCUACCGUCUAAGCAGAAGAUAUCUGAUGAAAACGGGUUUGGGUCAGGACAUGUGAGAAAGGAAACGGAGGUGGAAAGUCCCCACGGAGGCUCAAAUCGUGGAGUUUUUCGCUUCUUAGGCUCUGUCGCCAAGAUCAUGCUUCCGGUCAUCGGUGUGAUUUCAAUCUUGUCUGCUUCGGGAUACGGUCCGGAGAUCAGGAGAAGAGGGGCGUCACUGAAGUUUCUCCUACCGCAGAGAGUAGUAGUCAGAGGGAAGCCGAACCAAUGUCCUCAGGGGAAAGUUCUAGUGAUUGAAGACGGUGAAGCGAGGUGUCUUGUGAAGGAAAGAGUCGAGAUACCCUUUGACUCGGUGUUAGCGAAACGAGAUGUAACUUACGGAUACGGUUGAAUUGUAAAAAUCGCCUUAGUCUGUAAUAUUCAUUGCCUCAUGAGUUUCAGUGUGUAAAGUUUCAACCUUUUGUCUCUUUUAGAUGUGAAGCUACAUAACUCCCUUAGAGUUUUGUUCUUUUGCUUGUGCCUCUCAGCAUAUAAUCUUAGAGUACAUAUGUUCUGAUAUUUAAUCAGAUGGUUACAGUGUAUCACAAC